Symbiodinium sp. CCMP2456 is the source of this 684-nucleotide messenger RNA. The record is from the annotation of a GenBank genome assembly. Lineage: Eukaryota; Dinophyceae; Suessiales; Symbiodiniaceae.
AUGGCUUUCGAAGUUCUGCUAAGUGGGGCGGCCUGCUUCCCGGCAGCCCUGCGGUCCAGGCAGCUGGACACUUUUGAUGCCUUCGGCUCGGGGGACUGCCUUCGGUCACCAAGCUGGUGGCUGUGCCUGCUCGGCGUGUCGACGAACUACCUCAUGCAUGGCUUCAUUUGGAACUACUCAAAGCGCUUUGCCGCUCUGUGUGACAAGCCGCCCCUCAAACUAUUGGGGUCGCAUCCCGUGGACGUUUUCGCGUCCCUAGAGGUUGUCGCCAAGCUCGUGCAAGCCGGAUCAGUUGGCAUGUUUCUGGGUCCAAGUGGCCGAAGCGCUUUGUGGGAGGCCGCUAGGACAGCCCCCGCCUGGUGCUGGGCGGUUUUCGCCGGGCUACUCGCGGCCGGGCAGGCCCUCAACGCGGCCACGUACAACGCUAUCGGUAAUGCUGGUGUCUACUACGGCUUCAAAUUGGGGCGGACAGUGCCGUGGUGCCACGGCUUUCCUUUUAACACGGGCUUGCGACAUCCACAGUACCUCGGGGUCGUGCUGACGCUUUUCGGUGCACUACCCAUCGUGGUCACCAGGGAGCUCACACAGCUCGGCUUGCCCCACUUGGUGCUGGUGUGGGGCUCGAUGUACGGCGUGAUGUCGGCCAUGGAGCAGGCCGGUGACAACGAUGACAAGACGUCUUAG